This is a messenger RNA of Fusarium fujikuroi IMI 58289, 1140 nucleotides long. RefSeq lists its product as uncharacterized. The coding region runs from base 1 to 1140 and encodes 379 amino acids. NCBI's taxonomy places the organism in Eukaryota, Fungi, Ascomycota, Sordariomycetes, Hypocreales, Nectriaceae. Gene Ontology annotation, molecular function: proteasome binding; endopeptidase inhibitor activity. The record is from RefSeq and is a predicted model, not a curated record. Gene Ontology annotation, biological process: proteasome-mediated ubiquitin-dependent protein catabolic process. The transcript is spliced from 3 exons.
AUGUCAGAACCUCUCAGUGUUGCCGCCAUUCUAAAUGGCAUGGCAGAUGCUCUACCAACGCAUCCCUCCAAUGACGAUUCAUCUGACCUCGCUUCAUCAUACGAAGUCAUCGCUCUCCUCAUCCACUCAUAUCUCGCUGCUUUAGGCUUCAAGCUUCUGGGUUUCGAUGAGGACAAGAACAUACCUGAAUGCGAGUCAUUCGCUCCUCGUCUGCCACCACAAUGGAACUCGGGCUUCGGUUCUUACAGUUUUGUCUAUAAGCACAAGCAAUCGGCCAUGACCUUUAGCAUCCGUAUUGACCGCAUGGGCAAAAAGGUCGAGAUUCGAGGAGUAGCCGUCGGAGAUGACAACAUCCGUCGUUUUGAGAGGUCGAUCAGCGACGUUGUAGAUUCUAAGAAACUCCCUCUUCGCAUCACCAUCAAGGACGGCCAGGAAGAUCGAAGUGGUCUUCCCGAGAAGCUCCGCGAUGUCUUCGCCUCUGAGCAAGCUAUUGCUGAUAUCUUACAUGACCUCAAGGUCAACAUUGUUCAAAAGCUCAUCCCAAAACUCCAAAGCGAAGGCUAUGUCGAGACAGCCGAAGCCGAAGCUAAUGCGCGCUCCGAGCGCCGUGCUCAAGAAGCUCAGAACCCAGACCGUCCGUUCCGUGGCGAUCCUGUACCACACCCACACCCGCUUCAACCCCCAGCGAACCCGCUCCCUGAGAUGGCUCAUCCACGACCUGCACCAGUGGGCGACUUCCCUCCUCCCGGCUUUGAGGAUGAGUACGAGAUGAAUCGACCUCCACGAGGCGGUCUUCAAAUGCCAGGAAGAUCGCCCUACAACAUCGGACACGAUGACUUGAAUCCUCCUGGUCUCGGCCCGCACGAUCCUCUUCGUGGUUCGUUCAUUGGUGGAGGACUGCCUCGUCCUGGUGGUGGCUCAGGGAUGCAUCCUACUUUCGAUGAUCCUUUGUUCGGCGGGCACGGAGGUGACGGUUCCUCUGGUUUCGAUCCUCAAGCACCUCCAGGAGCCCGAUGGGAUCCCACUGGCCCUGGUGGCAACCCGAGAUUCCCUGGUCCUGGUAACGGACGGGGUAACAAUCCCUUUGGUGGAGGUUACGGUGGCGGAUUCGGAGGAGGCUUUGGCGGAGAUAUCAUCUAG